ACGAAAACCUCCGCAGUGCAUUUUGCGUGCAAAUCGUACCUUCGCUCGACAGGCGACAAGUGAAAUAAUCGAUCUGUUGUUACCCUAGUAAAAUAAGUAAAAAGAUCACGCGAAACAAAACGUGCCGCUCUUGCAAGCAGUUCUGUGCGUGUGCUGUUGGCGAUAGAAUAGUAGCAACCGAACCGACGACGCCUGCCAAUCGAUCAUCCUUCCGACAUUUGUCGUUAGCAUUUUUCCCUCUCGCGAUUCGGUGUAAUUGGAUUAUGACCGUGGCUGCGUCAUAAAUGUCUGCAUUGGUUUCUUUAUGUUUGCUGAAGAUUGAAUUAGUUGCCGACAGAAGCCGCAGCCAGUCGUCGGUCAUGUUGGGCCCCUCGGAAUCCGGAUCUGCCUGUGAUGAUGACGCAGCAACGGGAGGCAGCAUAGUUGGCGAUGAAGCUGCUGGUGCGGUGUCGAACGAACAUCCCAACAAUCCACGUCUGCAGCGAGAGAUGCGGGGCCAAAGAAAGCCGAAGAAAAUCACCAUCGAAAGCUAUCGUAACCGGCUGCUGGAUGGAGGACCGGUCCCUGCCGACGAGUAUCGUGGCAUCCUGCCAAAAAGUUCGCGCGAGCAGACACCGAUGGAUGAGGUGCCCCCACCGUCGGCCACCGAGAUCCUGGGAGAGAUCAAUUUCUUUUCCGGCAAUCCAUUCGUUGAAGUCACCAAAGGCAUCCUUCAUCUGUUCAAGAGGAACGAACGAGCGGACCUUUCGGAAGGUGGUGUUUCAAAAACACUUUGUUUGAUUGCCGUUCCGUCUUCGUUGAACUGUCACGAUAUACUCGACUUUAUCGCACCGUGUCAGAAGGAGAUCCAGCAUGUGCGAAUACUGCGUGAUGGGUCACCGAACCAGUUUAUGGUACUGCUCGAGUUCCGUUGUGUUGAGGGAGCGAUCGAAUUUUACAAAACGUUCAAUGGAGCUCCAUACAACACCCUGGAACCGGACACCCUCUGUCACGCCGUUUGGGUGUCGAGCGUUGAGUGGGGUCUGGAUGAUUGUUGCGUGACCCCACAGGGACACACCGAGCUACCGUCCUGUCCCGUGUGUCUCGAGCGCAUGGACGAAAGCGUGGACGGUGUGCUAACGAUCCUAUGCAACCACGUGUUCCAUGCCGGAUGCCUAAACAAGUGGGGUGAUUCGACCUGCCCCGUAUGCCGGUGCGUGCAAACACCGGAACUUUCCGAGCAGUCCGUUUGCAUGGAGUGCGAAGGAACGGAGGCACUGUGGAUCUGUCUCAUCUGCGGCCACAUCGGUUGCGGCCGAUAUCAGGGUGGUCACGCAGCGUCCCACUAUCGGACGACAAACCACACGUACGCCCUGCAGCUCGGUACGAACCGUGUGUGGGAUUACGCGGGAGAUAAUUUUGUUCAUCGUUUGUUGCAAAGCAAAUCGGACGGAAAGCUCGUCGCAACCCAAUCGCCCGGGGGAGAUGAUGGGGAGGAGAAAAUUGAUUCUAUGCAGCUGGAAUUCACUUACCUGCUGACAUCGCAGCUCGACGCGCAGCGCGAUUACUACGAGGAGCGCUUAUCUCGGCUCGAAUCGAUUGUCAGUGGUGAAAGGCAGAAGCUGCAGGAAGAUAACGAGCUGGCGAAGAAAAAGACUGCCGAGCUGGAGGUGAAGCUGCAGGCACUCACGAAAGAGAAAAACAGUCUGGAACGGAAAAUCACCCAACUAACAUCUAAACUGAGUACCGUUCUAGGUGAGCUGGCUGAAGAGAAACAGUUUGGGAAAACGCUCCAAGCGAAUCAAAUUACAUGGCAGACCAAAUUUUCCACCCUCGAGAAACAGUGCACGGAAAAGGAGCAGGAAAUCGUUGAGCUGAAGGAGCAGGUGCGUGAUCUCAUGUUCUACAUGGAGGCACAGAACACAAUUGCCGGUUCGGAGCUUAAAAGCGAACUAGUCGAUGGGACGGUAGUACUUCCGGCCGAUGCUGUAGUAGCAGCGGCCUCCUCUAUUUCCGCUAAUGGUGCGCUGUCCGUCGGUACUAGCGGAAAUGGAACUGCUAAAGCCAAGCGCCGUCAAAGGAGAAAGUAAGAAGAAUGCAAUACCGAGAAAUCGAAUCGUUUGCGUUAACUCGCCUUGAAAUUGCGCACAGUUUUUCGAACGGUACACGUCCGACACGUUUUAGCUGUAAACUAUAGAACUAUGGAAUUUUGGAAUUGUGAUAAAUUUUCUUCGGGGUUUUUAUUUCCUUUGCCAAUUAGUUAUAGAAAAUACCGUAAUAACGCGUAAAACUUGUGGAGAAAGGGGCAUGAUGAAAUACAGCUUUCUAUGUGAAACGCA
This is a messenger RNA of Anopheles stephensi (Asian malaria mosquito), 2318 nucleotides long. RefSeq names its product BRCA1-associated protein. Bases 285 to 2069 code for a protein of 594 amino acids. Gene Ontology annotation, cellular component: cytoplasm. The transcript is spliced from 4 exons. Gene Ontology annotation, biological process: Ras protein signal transduction; protein ubiquitination. Gene Ontology annotation, molecular function: ubiquitin protein ligase activity; zinc ion binding. Lineage: Eukaryota; Metazoa; Arthropoda; Insecta; Diptera; Culicidae. The record is from RefSeq and is a predicted model, not a curated record.